Molecule: messenger RNA, 712 nt
Organism: Agrilus planipennis (emerald ash borer)
Lineage: Eukaryota; Metazoa; Arthropoda; Insecta; Coleoptera; Buprestidae
Gene: mRpL35
Exons: 4
Coding region: 89-712 (207 amino acids)
Cellular component (GO): mitochondrion
Source: RefSeq, a predicted model, not a curated record
UGAGGUUAAGGAACUUUCACCUGUUCCUUGGUCAGUCGACUCUGUGGUAACAAAAAUAAGAACAACAAUAAGAAGAAAUACUACAGAAAUGCACCAGAUAUUUAGCAAAACACUGUUCAAUGGUCUCAAAAGGUUCUACAGCUCAUCAUACCCUCUUGUAAAAAAUGAACUGUCCAAAUUUGUUCCUGCCCCUGUUACACUAGUUAGGUCAUUUUCAAGUGUGUUUCAACCCUCUCAGUACGUACCUGUAAGUCACAAUUUACUCCAAAAUCCAAAGGUAAAAUGUCUGACCAACAACAUCCAGACCCGUUCAGUCAUAAAGUUUUCUAUGAUGAAAGGGAAAAGGAAAUCAGUAAAGGACAUCCCCUACAGGUUUUAUCGGUUACGUUGGGGCAUAUGGAUACGUACCAUCGCUGGUAGACACAAGCAUUUAUGGAAGAAGAGUGGAAGAAGGAAGAAGAGGUACAUGCCAAAAGCAUGGAUUGUAAAAAGGAAAGAAGAUACAGGGGCAAGUUGGCACCAGACUCUGGAACAAGGGACACUUCCUCUGGGAUACCGUUCAGAACUGCGCAGACCAACUCGUCUUCAGGGUCUUGGAAUGAAAAAUGCAAUGGGCGUAACUGUUGAUGCCACGGCAGGCCAGGACAUCCAGACUUUAGGGAACGAUACAAGGCCUGACAAGCGCCCCAUAAAGUCUGUGCUUUUCUUGUAA